Hippopotamus amphibius kiboko is the source of this 4865-nucleotide messenger RNA. RefSeq names its product taxilin alpha (gene TXLNA). The record is from RefSeq and is a predicted model, not a curated record. The transcript is spliced from 11 exons. Lineage: Eukaryota; Metazoa; Chordata; Mammalia; Artiodactyla; Hippopotamidae. The coding region runs from base 144 to 1829 and encodes 561 amino acids. Gene Ontology annotation, molecular function: syntaxin binding.
CGGCAGCAGUUAUCCAGGGUUUCCGGUGCGAGGCCGGAGCGGGCGAAGCCGUCUGGGCGUCGGCGGUGGGGUGUGUACUGCGGCGGCUAGGGGAACGAGGCGAGCAGGGAGGAUCUGCUCCUCACCUAACAUUGCAAACCACAAUGAAGAACCAAGACAAAAAGAAUGGGGCUGCCAAGCAAUCAGGCAACACUUCCAACCCAAAAAACACCCCGGGGCAGCCGGAAGCAGGACCAGAGGGAGCCCAGGGGCGGCCCAGACAGUCGGCUCCUGCGACAGAAGCUGAAGGUUCCACCAGCCAGGCGUCAGGGAAGGCCGAGGGAGCACAAGCCAAGACUGCUCAGUCUGGGGCCCUCCGUGAUGUCUCUGAGGAGCUGAGCCGCCAGUUGGAAGACAUCCUUAGUACAUACUGCGUGGACAACAAUCAGGGGGGUCCAGGUGAGGAUGGGGCACAGGGUGAGCCUGCUGAACCCGAAGAUGCAGAGAAGUCCCGGACCUAUGCCUCGAGGAAUGGGGAGCCUGAGCCAGAGACCCCAGUAGUCAAUGGUGAGAAGGAGACUUCCAAGGGGGAGCCGGGCACAGACGAGAUCCGGGCAAGUGACGAGGUCGUAGACCGAGACCACCGAAGGCCACAGGAGAAGAAGAAAGCCAAGGGUCUGGGAAAGGAGAUCACAUUACUGAUGCAGACGUUGAACACGCUGAGUACCCCGGAGGAGAAGCUCGCGGCUCUGUGCAAGAAGUAUGCUGAGCUGCUGGAGGAGCACCGGAACUCCCAGAAGCAGAUGAAGCUCCUGCAGAAGAAGCAGAGCCAGCUGGUGCAGGAGAAGGACCACCUGCGCAGCGAGCACAGCAAGGCUGUCCUGGCCCGCAGCAAACUCGAGAGCCUGUGCCGUGAGCUGCAGCGCCACAACCGCUCCCUCAAGGAAGAAGGUGUGCAGCGGGCCCGGGAGGAGGAGGAGAAACGCAAGGAGGUGACCUCGCACUUCCAGGUGACACUGAAUGACAUCCAGCUGCAGAUGGAGCAGCACAAUGAGCGCAACUCCAAGCUGCGCCAGGAGAACGUGGAGCUGGCUGAGCGGCUCAAGAAGCUGAUUGAGCAGUACGAGCUGCGGGAGGAGCACAUUGACAAAGUCUUCAAACACAAGGACCUGCAGCAGCAACUGGUGGACGCCAAGCUCCAGCAGACCCAGGAGAUGCUGAAGGAGGCAGAGGAGAGGCACCAGCGGGAGAAGGAUUUUCUCCUCAAAGAGGCUGUGGAGUCCCAGAGGAUGUGUGAGCUGAUGAAGCAGCAGGAGACCCACCUGAAACAGCAGCUUGCCCUUUACACGGAGAAAUUUGAAGAGUUCCAGAACACUCUUUCCAAAAGCAGUGAGGUGUUCACCACAUUCAAGCAGGAGAUGGAAAAGAUGACUAAGAAGAUCAAGAAGCUGGAAAAAGAAACCACCAUGUACCGGUCCCGGUGGGAGAGCAGCAACAAGGCCCUGCUUGAGAUGGCUGAGGAGAAAACACUUCGGGACAAAGAGCUGGAGGGCCUGCAGGUAAAAAUCCAGCGGCUGGAGAAGCUGUGCCGAGCACUGCAGUCAGAGCGCAAUGACCUGAACAAGAGGGUGCAGGACCUGAUUGCUGGUGGCCAGGCUCCACUCCCUGACAGCGGCCCUGAGCGAAGUCCAGAGGCUGCCAAUACCUCCAAGGAACAGGGUGGCGAGGGGCCCAGGGUCCAAGCACCUAGCUCCCCAAGGGCCACAGAAGCCCCUUGCUGCCCCAGAGCACCGAGCACGGAAGCAUCAGGCCAAACAGGGCCCCAGGAACCCGCCUCCAUCACCGCCUAGGGAGCCUGUGCCAGGGGGCACGCUGGGAAGGGAGCAAGCAGCCCAGCCAGGCCUGGCCCAUGCGAGGCUCCCACCCCUGAAGCCCAGGUGCUCUGACCUGGUUGGCAUCUGACUCUGCAAUUUUGGAUUUUGUGGGUCAGUUUUACAUACAUAUGGUAUAUGUGCAAGGCCUCAUACAUUUAUAUCUGUAAGUGUAAAAUGGGCUUGCAUCGGAGGUGGGGGUGUGUACAGGUGAAGUCAGUGGCUCUUAUGUGAGCAGAAGAAUCUUAGAGCUGUCGUCUAUGGCUGCCAUCACAGUAAGCUGGCAGGACAAAUGACUUGAGCAUUUCCCUGCCCGAUUUGAGGCUCAGCCCUUCCCUCCCUGCCCUUCAGGGCUCAUAACAGGUGACACACCCAGGCCAUGACUGUGUUCCUGUUAGCGGGACGUGGGCACCUCUGGCUCUCCUAGCUCACCUGGAAGCUCCUUUGCUUCUCUUGACUUGGAAAAGGGGUGGCCAGGCAGAGCUUCGACAGGGCACUCGGAGCCCGCGAUCAGACUGCUUCCCUGCCUAGGCCAAGGGACCUGGAGUAUGUUCUGUGCGGGAUGAUGUGCUGGUAGGGAGCCCCUCAGGCACCGCUUCCCCUGCGCUCUGGCGGUGCCAGGACCAGGCCAGUGACGCGUCGCAGUAGCCUUAUCAUUCACAGGUGCCUCUCUAGCCUGCACACAUGAUUGACGCGAUCACCCAAAGGAUUCUUUCUGAAGGUUUUUGGGUUUUGUUUUGUUUCCUUUGUUUUUGUUUUGUUUUGCACAUGAUAGUGUUUGUUUUGAGGAUCUUCUGAGGAAGAAGGGGUGCUAUAGCGGUGGUGGCUGGGUUCCUGGCCUCCAGUGCCCCACCCCCCUCACCACCUCACCUGGCACCUUUGCCGUGUUGGUGCUCAGGUUUGAUGAAAUCAGAUUGUUUAUAGUAAAAGAAAGGAAAGGGCUUCUGAUGGCUUGGCCACAAGCUUACCUGUGGCUUCAGUCUUGGGAGGCCACCGCUGAUGCCAUCACCACUGUCUGCAUGCAGCAGUUGCUGGGCCCCAGGUCCAGCUGUCCCCUUGGCUUUAUGAGUCUUUCUGCUUCGUAAACCCACACCGCUAACGUGCAGUCUUGAGGUUUGCCUUGAUUUUGUUGCCCAAGUAAUAAGAGCUGAGGUAUGUCCCCCUUGACAUCCCACUUCUUCCUGUGUAGGAGCCCCCAGCUCUUGUCUGACAGCUAAUGGGUAAGAAUGAGACUCAGCCAUUGACUGAGAGCUGGAAGUCUAUAAAGUAGCUGCGGGUAGUUGUGUCUGUUUCUUCUCUACCCCCACUCCCAGCCUUCAUACAUGCUACCCUACGCUCUGAAAGUCCUGCUGGUUGCAGAUUUGCCAGAGUAUUAGCCAGUGUUUGUAUGGAACAAUGUUCUGGAACAGCAGAGUAAGUCUUGGGUCAGGAGGCAGGGCUGCACUGGCUUUGGGGUCCUAUAACCCCAUCUCCAGCUGAGCCUCAGCUUCAGUGUAGCUGAGGGAGCCACAGACCAAGAUGGGUCAGAUGGUUGAUUUUUUGCUUCUUGCUGUAUUUCCUUGAAGUUAAUUCAUUAUCUUAUAGGUCCCUUCAUCUUCCACAAAUUGCCCACCCUUCAGCCCUUAACUUAAAUCCCUCGGAUAAUUAGGUUCAUGGAGAGUUAAGUGCUCCUGAAUUAUGUUAGGACUUGGACCAGAGAUGGCAAAUGUACGGCACAGCAUUUCCCCUCUUCUCCCAUGGGAGGUACCACUAAUCUGUUUCAGAAUAUUUCCUGCUAAAUCCCUGGUAUAUCCUCAUUUCUCGAGAUUCCCCCAGCAGCCAGUCUAAGUCUUGGGACCUAUUUGCCAUCCCUGGCCGAGACACUACUAUGCUGAGGAACAUAAGAGCUGCUUACCCCGUAUGGGGUUUGCUGGGCUAAGGAAGCACAGGGAAGAGGCAGAGGUUUCUGCCUGCCCCCUUUCAAAGAGAGCAGGCAGGCCUGCAGUGGCCCACAUGACUGACUGCCCCAUUCCAGCUACCUCGUAAAGCCCGGAAGUGUUGGCGGGGAGGGGACUGUUGGAGCUCACUGUGGUGUGGGAAGUCACAGCCCUCAGACACCCAAGUCUAGCUGCUGUGGAUCUACAGUGAGCAAGGUAGCCCCAGCUGUGCAGGGUAGAACCUCUGUUCUCAGCUCCAGUCUGUCUCUAGGCAACCAGGCCAGGCUAUAGUUGGGGAUCCCAUUCUUGCUCUCUGUUGACCAAAUUGUACCAGUCACUACAGCUGCUCCGCUUGCUCUGCUUUCCAAAGUCAGCCCAGGUUCCUGGGUGUUGCUCACACCAGCCAGGGCCCUGGGCCAAAUGAAGAGGUGGGCUAUCCAUGAAUGAAGGCCGGUUCCUCAUUAGGGUAGGUCUCAUGCCCGUGACCUCAGUUUUAGGACCAAGAGCUGUGUUGGUUUCUUAGAUUGCUAGCUUUUCCUCCAGGGGACCACAGCAGGGGAGGCUCUGCUGGCAGUAAUUUGUGUUCAGGGUCUUGUCCAGCUGAGAGCUUCGUGUAAACCAGAUUCUGAGAGGUGUCAGCAGCACUUUUAAAAGAUUUUGUUUUCCAUGAGGUUUUUGGACCAUGGGCUGCGCUCAGGCACUUUCUAUAAGAGAAUGUUAUGUCUGUAAAGAUGGUUAUUUCCCCUCCUCCACCCCCAUCCUGGUGGCCCUGCAGAGGGCUGACCAAAAGGCCAGUGGAGCUGCCCUGGUGUCUGUGGGGGAGGGCCGAGGCCUGCUGAGUUGGUUCUCCAGCUGCUGCUCCAGCCCUCCGACCUUGCACAGCACAGAGGAAGUCAUCCUAGGGACAGCCAGGCAUCUGUCGGGAAGGGGUGCUGCCUUCUGUCCCUGUAACUGCUUCCUUUAUGGCCCAACCUGGCCAUCCAGAUUUGUUUGAAGCUGUGCUGACAGCUUUUUUUGUCCCGUUUUGGUAUUCACAGCAGCCAGGGACUUGAUUUUGAUGUAUUUUAAAACCACAUUAAAUAAAGAGUCUGUUGCCUUA